UGGGCCCACUGAGAUGCCGUCUCGCCUCCCCCGUUUUUCCUCGUUUCCACUUCUCACUACCUAUCUGUGGACACGCACACGAGCACGAGCACAUUGCUUCGGCCCAAGGACCUUGAUAUUGGAAGUGGGGACUAAGAGAGACAAGGAAAGAAAGAGAAGAGACUCGGAUGAUGCUGUACAAUGCCUACUAGGAGGAUCAGAGACACGGAGCGGCGCCGCUGUCCCAAGGCCUGUGAGACGUGCAAGCGGCGGAAGGAGAGGUGUGAUGGCCUACUUCCCUGCAGGCGAUGCACCAUGCGCGGUGUCGAUGCACAAUGCACCUUUGCCAGCGGUCCAUCCCCCGGCUCUCAACACAGCCCGGGCAGCCACAGCAACAGCAAUAGCACAAUCACCAUCAACCACAGCUCCAACACCAACGCCAACAACAGCUUCCUACCAGAUCGUAAUGACUGCCAUAUCGCUACCGGCGCGUUCCGGGGUUCGGAGCCCUCGUCAACCGAGAUAAUGACGACCGACAUAUCGCCCGAGCUCACCACCAGCCCCCGCCAACGAAGGUCGUCCCAAGUCUUCCACACCUCGCCGGCGGCGCCAGUCCCGCAGCUGUCCAGGCUGAUCAAAGACGGCCGGGGCAAGUUCAUGUUCAUCGGCGACGCCGCAAACCUGUCCUUCCUCCAGAUCAUUCGCCGUAUCGUGUCCGAGUCCGUCGGCUCGUGCCCCUUCGUCGAUGACCCCCUGAGGAACCACAUGGUCGAGGUCUCGCCCGAAGGACGGCCCAGCUGGAUAUCCGCGAGCCUGUCUGAGCCUCCGCCGAAGCCCAGCGCCGCCGAGGCUCAAUAUUUCCUGCGCUGGUACAAGCGUGCCACCAACUGCAUCCUCAACCUGUACGACGACGCCGAGCUGGGUGCCGAGCUUGAGCGGUGGAGAGACGGAGAGCGAGGCGGCGAGCAGGACGCUGCCACCAGCGCCAUUCUUUACCUCAUCUUCGCCAUUGGCGCUCAGACCUGCCCGGAGGAUAAGGAUGAGCUGGCUGAGAGGUACUUCAACUACGGCCGCUUUCUCACAGCCUCGAGUGUGAUGGAGGACCCAAGCCUGGCAACUGUCAGGGCAUACAUCCUCAUCACCAUGUAUCUGCUCGGUGCGUCGCGACGCAACGCCGCGUUCAUGUACCUCGGGAUUGCAGUGCGUGCCGCCUAUGCACUUGGUAUUCAUAGGGGCGAUAUUGGGUCGCUGUUCAGCCCGGCUGAGUACACGACUCGCGAGAGGCUGUGGCGAGGCCUCCGGAUCUUGGAUCUCUUCCUGAGCUCCUCACUUGGUCGCCCACCGUCAACGUCGGAAACAAGGGACACGACUUCCAGGGAGAACUACUCGGCUACCAACGACUUGUGCUCCAUCUUCGAAUCCAUCCUCACCGAGGUCUAUGCCAAGAGGAUGGUGUCGACCGAGGUCCUGGAGCGCAUCAGCGAGCAGCAUCGGCGCUGGUCAUCACGGUUUGCCGAGGGCUUGGCCACAGACGAUAUUGAGCCCGGCGAGUAUCUGGAGUCGACCGACGACUCGGGCAGUCUGCUGCCCAACAUUGGCCUGUGCCACCUGAAGCAAUCGUACUACUGGACCAUCAUGCUCCUAUCCCGGCCCUUCCUCGUCGAGAGCGUAUCACGUCACACGUCCCGCGCCCGCGCCCGCGCCCACGCCGACCUCGACGACGACCACGACGCGCCCCCACCGCCGUCCUCGCCAUCCGACCACCUCCUCGCGCACGCCUGCGUCGACUCGGCCAUCCGCACCGUCGAGCUGCUGCGCGGGCCCCUCUCCUCGACCGGCACCGGCAGCGGCGUCCCCAAGCGCCUGCCCUUCGUCAUCAACUCGCUCUUCGUCUCGGCGCUCGUCCUCGGCCUCGCCGUGCUCGGCGACCUCGACCGCGCCUUCCCGCUGGAGCGCACCCUCGCCACCGCCCAGCGCCUGCUGCGCCGCCUCUCGUCGCACGACGCCGUCGGCGAGCGCGACGCCGCCAUCGUCGAGCACCUGCAGGGCGCGUGCGACGCCUACCUCGAGAGGCGCGCCCGCCGCCGCAUGGAGCGGCAGGGGUUGCUUAUCGGGGGCCUGUUUGGGAGCGUGCAUCUUCUCGAGGCCGGCGCGGGGGCGGGGUCGGGGUCGGACCACCACCAGCACCAUCUCCGGGAGGUGCCGCCGCGGGCCGUCGCUGCCGGGGUCCAUCAGCUGCUUAGCCCGGAUACGGAUGCCAGCGCGGACCAGCAGAUGUCGAUGGGUUCGCUUGGCGGCGAGGGUGGGCAUCAUAUGUCUGGGCAUGUCGAGACCGGCGGGGUUGUGCAGAUGCUGCCGGCGGUCACGGAUAUGAUCCUGCCCAUGUCGCCGAGGACGCUGCUCUUCGACUCGUUCGACGAGAACUUGCCGCUGUUUCCGACGGUUGAUGCUAGGUUGAUACACCUCGGCGGGUAUCACAUGGAGGAUAUCUCUCCCGAUGGUAUGAUGCUCGGCCCGAUGGGGUGAUUGUGAUGGCGUGGCUAGCCAGACAUCGCAAAGUUAUUGAGAAUGCUAGGUAUACUAGGGAGUGGUGUGGGUCAGGCCGCCACUCCCUAUUUGAGGG
Molecule: messenger RNA, 2602 nt
Organism: Phialemonium atrogriseum
Lineage: Eukaryota; Fungi; Ascomycota; Sordariomycetes; Cephalothecales; Cephalothecaceae
Exons: 1
Coding region: 181-2505 (774 amino acids)
Biological process (GO): DNA-templated transcription; positive regulation of transcription from RNA polymerase II promoter by galactose
Cellular component (GO): nucleus
Molecular function (GO): zinc ion binding; DNA-binding transcription factor activity, RNA polymerase II-specific; RNA polymerase II cis-regulatory region sequence-specific DNA binding
Source: RefSeq, a predicted model, not a curated record